Messenger RNA from Theileria parva strain Muguga, 516 nucleotides. RefSeq names its product Small nuclear ribonucleoprotein Sm D2 (gene Snrpd2). Gene Ontology annotation, biological process: RNA splicing; spliceosomal snRNP assembly. Bases 196 to 516 code for a protein of 106 amino acids. The transcript has 3 exons. The record is from RefSeq and is a predicted model, not a curated record. Gene Ontology annotation, cellular component: catalytic step 2 spliceosome; U5 snRNP; U1 snRNP. Lineage: Eukaryota; Apicomplexa; Aconoidasida; Piroplasmida; Theileriidae. Gene Ontology annotation, molecular function: RNA binding.
AUUAGUUUAUAUUAUUAUAUUGUGUAGGAAUCCUUUUUAGUAUUCCUUUUUCAUUUUAUAUAAUAAUUUCUAACCCCAACUAAAGUCAUAUUCCUAAUUUUAGGAAUACCAGUGUUGUUACUUCAUUUUAAGUUAUAAACAAAUAGUAUAAGUUAAACUUAUAUAUAACCUGAUAGAUUUAACAAAAAUUUUAAAAUGUCGACAAAAGUGAAACAAGAUCCAACACCGAUGGAACUUGACAACAAGGAUAAUCCGGCCGGCCCGUUGUCAAUCUUGGAGGAAUGUGUCAGAGAAAACUGCCAAGUCCUGAUAAACUGCAGAAAUAAUCGCAAAAUUCUGGCUAGAGUGAAAGCUUUUGACAGACAUUGUAACAUGAUAUUAACAAAUGUGAGGGAAAUGUGGACUGUAAGAGGCAAAGGAACAGGAAAAAAGAAACUGGAAACCAAAGAUAGAUUUCUUUCCAGACUCUUCCUAAGAGGAGAUUCUGUAAUCGUUGUUUUAAAAAAUCCAAAAUAA